Messenger RNA from Hevea brasiliensis (rubber tree), 1511 nucleotides. RefSeq names its product heavy metal-associated isoprenylated plant protein 5. Gene Ontology annotation, molecular function: metal ion binding. NCBI's taxonomy places the organism in Eukaryota, Viridiplantae, Streptophyta, Magnoliopsida, Malpighiales, Euphorbiaceae. The transcript is spliced from 4 exons. The coding region runs from base 214 to 1227 and encodes 337 amino acids. The record is from RefSeq and is a predicted model, not a curated record.
ACCUCAUCUCAUAAUCUUAUAAAUAUCAUAUUAUGAUAAUCAUGAUCAUCUAUGUAUGUACAUACCAUACAGUCCAUACAUCCACCACCAACCAAUCCAUUCCAUUUCCUCUUCUUAUAUAUUCCCAACCUGUGCCUCCAUUUCAUUCCUUCAAAAACGAUUCCAGUAACUAAACAUAUUCUCUAAUAGGUUCUCUAGCUGUUUGGCUAACAAAUGGGUGCUGAGCAGAAAGAUGUUGCAAAGGGUGAUGCAGAGAAGAAACCUGCUGCCGAUGCUGGCGCCGCCGGUGAUAAGAAAGAUGACGCCAAGGUCAUCUCCGUUUAUAAGAUAGACAUGCAUUGCGAGGGCUGUGCCAAGAAAAUUAGACGCGCAGUUAGACGGUUAGAAGGUGUGGAAGCCGUGAAGACAGAUUGUGAAGGAAACAAACUGACGGUGACCGGGAAAGUAGACCCGGCGAAUGUGAAGGCGAGAGUGGAAGAGAAAACCAAGAAGAAAGUGGAGAUUGUGUCUCCUCAGCCUAAGAAAGACGGCGGCGAUAAGAAACCAGAGGAAAAAGCAGAGAAGAAACCGGAGGAGAAAAAACCAGAGGAGAAGAAACCGCCCAAAGAGAGUACGGUCGUUUUGAAAAUCAGAGAACACUGCGAUGGUUGCAUUCCAAAUAUAAAGGAGACAAUCUUGAAAUACAAAGGGGUUGAUAACGUGACAGUGGACGGAACAAAAGAUCUAGUCACGGUGAAAGGGACAAUGAAAGUGAAGGAAAUGGUGCCUUACCUCAAGGAGAAGCUCAAGAGGAACGUGGAGGUAGUUCCCCCUAAGAAAGAUGAAGAGAAGAAGGAAGGAGGCGGCGAGAAGAAAGAAGAAGCAAAGGCCGAGAAGAAAGAAGAAGCUAAAGCUGAAAAGAAAGAAGGAGACGGUGGCAAGAAGGAAGAGGCUGCAGCUAAGGUGGAGGUGAGCAAGUUGGAGUACUUCCCAGCACCGGUGCCGACACAAUGGUUAGAUGGAGUGUUUGGUCAAAGUUACGCAGUGGAGCCCCAACACGGUUAUUAUGCGGUGAAUCAAGGACUAGGGUACCCUAUGAUGAACCAUGGGUACCCUAUGAUGAACCAUGGGUACGUACAACAAGGAUAUGUACAGCAGGGGUAUGUUAUGGAACCAGUAUACCACCAUCCAAUGCAUGCGCCGCAAAUAUUCAGCGACGAGAAUCCAAAUUCGUGUUCCGUGAUGUGAACAGAGGAUAAUCGACGGUGGAUAAUGGACGGACGGUGAUGUAAAUAAGUACAAGUGACAGAGAGAGUGAGAGAGAGAGAAAAGUACAAAUGGACGGAGUAAAACGUUGAAGUACUUGUAAUUAGGGUAGAAUUUGUUUAGGUUAGUAAUUACAUAAUGGUGUACCCGGCCGGCAAUUAAUGCCGGUUCAGUUGGUUGGUUUGUUUCCUUUGUUCUUUAAUCAUUUUACUAAUGAUGAUUUAAAAAUAAAUAAAUAAAGUUGUCCUAUAAUAAUAUUCAUCCAA